This is a messenger RNA of Klebsormidium nitens, 1069 nucleotides long. The record is from the annotation of a GenBank genome assembly. NCBI's taxonomy places the organism in Eukaryota, Viridiplantae, Streptophyta, Klebsormidiophyceae, Klebsormidiales, Klebsormidiaceae.
AUGGAUGAGCUGGCGCUGACGACAGCCUGCCCCCACCAGCAACGGCGUGCGUUCGUGAGCUUCCUCACUGGCUCUGGGGACUACGUCAAGGGCGCGGUCGCAUUAGCAAAAAGCCUUAGAGCAGUGAACAGCGCUUACCCCCUCAUAGUUGCGGUGACGGAGUGUGUGCCUGUGGCGCACCAGAGGCUGCUGCGGCGGGAGGGGUGUAUAGUGCGCGAGGUCGCCAGGGUGGCGCCCCCUGGGGGAGGGUGCGGCUUUGAGUUUGCGAGGGAGUAUUACGCGGUCAACUUUUCGAAGCUACGCAUUUGGCAGUUCGACGACUUCGACAAGCUGGUCUACCUGGACGCCGACAUGCUCCUCUUCCAAAACGUGGACGAGCUGUUCAAUAGCCCCCCCGGAACGCUCAGCGCCGUCAUGGACUGCUUCUGUGCGGCGACUCCCGCCAUCUGGCACCAGUCCGUUCCCCGGUACAGACCGGGCUACUGCCAGCAGGUCCCCGACCGGCUGCCUUGGCCGCGGGACGCGCCCAAGCCGGCACCGUACUUCAACGCGGGGAUGCUCGUCUUCCAGCCCAGCUGUGCCGUUUUCGAUGACAUGCUGCGGAAGCUGGCGGAGUGGCCUCCGACGCCCAUGGCGGAGCAAGACUUCCUCAACCGGUACUUCGCCGGUGCGUACCGGCCGGUGCCCAACCGGUACAACCUGGUGCUCGCCAUGCUCUGGUGGCACCCCGACAAGGUCGACGUCAGCAGCGUCAAGAACGUGCACUACUGCGCGAAGGGCUCCAAACCGUGGGACUUCAACCCCAGCGCCCCGCACAUGGACCUGCCGAUCGUCAGAGAGCUCGUCGCGCACUGGCUUGAGAUCUACGGCUCAGAUCCAGCCUCGGGCGCCAUCGACGGCCUCGAAACGUUCUCAGCGGCGGCGAUUGCGGAAGCGGAGAUGCAACUGUCGGCCGCCGUUCAGCAGGAAGUUGUGCCGGGGGGGAUCAUGGCUGGAUAGUUCGGGCGACCUUUUGUCUGAGGCUGCGGUGAAAAGGUCGCCGGAUCCGUGGCCCCUGGACAGUGGCAGG